Cucumis melo (muskmelon) is the source of this 1560-nucleotide messenger RNA. RefSeq lists its product as uncharacterized. The record is from RefSeq and is a predicted model, not a curated record. The coding region runs from base 269 to 1246 and encodes 325 amino acids. Lineage: Eukaryota; Viridiplantae; Streptophyta; Magnoliopsida; Cucurbitales; Cucurbitaceae. The transcript has a single exon.
AUUAUUAUUAUUAGAAUAUUGAAAAUGGUUUUUGGUUGUCUUCUCCAACAGUGAGUUUGAGUGCAAAUUUGCAAACCCUAAUUUUAAUUUCUCUGCAACUUUCCCCCUCCUUCAACUUUUGAAACCCAAAACUCAAACGAAACCCUAUCAAUACCUUCUUCUAUUCAGUAUUCCCUUCUGGGAUUGUUUCAUUCUUCCAUUCUUCCAUUCUUUUCAUCUUCAAUUCUUACCUUUGUUUACGGUUUUUUUCUUUCUAUUCCUUCUCUCAAUGAAUCACCCUCAUCUUCCUCCUCCACCUUCCACUCCAAAUCCCCCUACCAAAAUGCUGAAGGAGUGUGGAAAUUGCGGCUCUCAAGGUCGAUGGAUUCUCCAUCACGUUCGAAUACGAGGUAUUAAUCGUCGCCUUUGCACUUCCUGCGUGCUUCGUCUUCAUCCCAGUUCGUUUUGUCCUUCUUGCUUCCAGUUCUAUGAUCUUUCUGUGUCUCCUCAUCCCUCCAAUCGUUUCACUUGUUCUAAAUGUUCGUCUAUUACGCAUUCUCAUUGCGUUGUCAAUCCGGCUUGCCCCGACCCUCAGCUUCUGUCCUCCACUUCCUCCUCCUCUUAUCUCUGCCCUCCCUGCGCCAAACCCAAUUUUUCGUUUUUCGAUUUGGACUCAAAGCCUCGAAUUUCUCCUAAGUCUAUUGAUAGGAAGACGGCUGUGGUGUUGCUCUGUGCGGCUAAGAUUGCCUCUACGUCGAUGGGUAAGGCUGCGAUUGUGGCGCGAGCGGAUGCAGAGAGGAAAGUGAGGGAGGCGGCUAUGGCGAGGAAGAGAGCAAGAGAGGCUCUUGAGCAUGUUGGUUUUGUUUUGGCUAGAGAAAGAGCUAGGCGUAAGGAGGAGGCUUCGGUGGAGGUUUCAGGUUCUGGGAAUUUGGGAAUGAAGGAGAAAGAGAGGAAUAGGAAUUUGGGUCCUACGGUGAAAGCAGAGAAUGCUUUUGAGAUUCCUGCAGUGUCAACUUUGAACACUGGUACUGCUUUAACUCAGAGAAGGGAGAGUUUAAAUGGGUUUGUGAGACAGAUGUCAAUGGUGAAGAAUGAGGUGGCUGCUUCCAUGGAGGAAUCUGCAAGGCAUAAAAAUGUUGAGGUUGCUGAACGUUUACAGAGUAACAACAACAUUGGUUUGUUAAAUGAGAAGGAGAAGAAUGAGAAUGGUGAAGUUGAGCAUGUGAAAAAUGAUCAUAUUGGAGGAACUGUUAAUACCACAAAAUAGCCUUUUUUUUCAUGAUACAGAGCCAAGAAUUGAUCAAAUCAUUGUUUCCUUGGUCUUUUGCUAAAUGAUAUUGUUCUAAAGUAUGAAAAUUGAUUGAGCUACUUUCGUACUGGGUUUGACUUGGCUCUUUAGGAAUUCAUGUAGUGAGGAUAGCACAAUGCCUGUGAGUUUUUUUUCUUUUUUCCUUUUUUUUAGAAAUAUUCCUUGUUGAUAUUUGGGUGGUCUAGAGUUUAUCUGAGUUCUCUUUUUAAGGGCCCCUCCAAGCAAUGGUGUAAAAAUUGUAGAUUAAUUGAAGUUUAACAUUAUUCUGUGUA